AUGGCAAAGGCCAAAUACUUAAAAAAUCUUACUAAGAAGUCAAAUGAGAUGAUAAAAUCAAAGACUUUACCAAAAUCAUCAAAAUGUGCUAACAAGAACGAUAAGAAAAACUCUGAAAAACCCAAAGAAUUAGAAGUGAAGUGUAUGGGAUGUCAUAUGACAUGGGAUGAGGAGCAGUUACUUCAAACUGGCAGUAUUUGGAUCCAGUGUGACCAGUGUGAUAGCUGGAUGCACAAGGAAUGUUACAGUGACGACUUUAUCGUAGACAAUGAUGAUUCACCAUUCUGUUGUCCCGGAUGUUCCAAAGACUGA
Molecule: messenger RNA, 312 nt
Organism: Dreissena polymorpha
Lineage: Eukaryota; Metazoa; Mollusca; Bivalvia; Myida; Dreissenidae
Exons: 2
Coding region: 1-312 (103 amino acids)
Source: RefSeq, a predicted model, not a curated record